GCGCGCCAUUUUGUACCGAGGUGUUAACUCAAUCGUCGCCCCACCACAGACAAUAAUAGACUCGUAAUUUACCUACUUGGUAAGAAGUUUGUAAACAUGGGCGCGAAAGUGAACGAAGAUUUGCUGUCAGAAAGGAAAAAAUGUGAAUUUAAUGUUGAAGAACUCACUAAUUACUUGGAUGGGGGUGCAAAAGCGACUGAAAAUCGGAGGAAAUUGGAGCGUAAAGUCCUAAGUACAAAAGGGCUCAUUGACAAUGUUCCUGAAGAAUUCCUCAGUCAUAAGGAGAAGUAUGAGAAUGCUGUACGUAAGGCGGUUCUGUUCUAUAAGGCUAUGAAAGAUGCUGAAGAUCCCAACCUAUCUGAACAGGAGAGAGCUAACACCACUUACCGCAGCCUCCUACCUUCAGCAGUAUUCAAAGACAACUCCCCAUUUACCCUACACGUAGCUAUGUUCAUACCAGCUAUAUUGGGCCACGCUGACGAAGAACAGAAGAAGUACUGGAUGAACAGGGCUAGUAAGAUGGAGAUCAUUGGCACUUAUGCACAGACGGAACUAGGUCACGGUACAUUUAUCCGUGGUUUAGAAACGACAGCUACUUACGACUCCAAGACUGAGGAGUUUGUGAUGCACAGUCCAACCCUAACCUCUUACAAAUGGUGGCCGGGAAGUCUGGCCCACACUGCGAACUACUGCGUAGUAAUGGCUCACCUAUACAGCCAAGGCAAAAGCUGUGGCAUCCAACCUUUUAUUAUCCAGCUACGAGACGAGGAAACCCACAUGCCGCUUCCAGGCAUCAAACUUGGGGAGAUCGGGGCAAAGCUUGGCUUUAACACGGUUAAUAAUGGAUUCCUUGGCUUUGAGAAUCAUAGGAUACCGAGGAAUAGGAUGCUGAUGAAAAAUGCUCAGGUUCUAAAGGAUGGUACAUUCAGAAAGUCCCCGAAUAGCAAGCUAACAUAUGGAACAAUGGUGUACGUUAGAGUAGUGAUCGUCAACGGCAUGGCUAACCAGCUCGCUAGAGCGGUCACUAUAGCUGUCAGAUACUCCGCUGUCAGGAGACAGUCUGAACUGAAGCCUGAUGCUGGUGAGCCCCAAAUCCUGGACUUCGUAACACAGCAGCACAAGUUGUUCAUCGCCAUAGCCUCGAGCCACGCGUUCAGUCUGACGGCCAAGUGGCUUACUAGAAUGUACUACAAGGUCACUGCUGAUUUGGAGAAAGGAAAUAUGGAUGAACUGCCUGAGCUGCACGCCAUUGCCUGCUGCCUAAAAGCAGUGACAUCCUGGGACACAUCGGCCAUGACAGAGCGCUGCCGUACUUCAUGCGGCGGUCACGGCUACAUGCUGUCCUCUAACCUUCCUCAAAUAUAUGGUCUGGUCACCGCAGCCGUCACCUAUGAGGGAGAGAAUACUGUGCUCAUGUUGCAGACUGCCAGGUCCCUAGUGAAAGCAUUUGAGCAGGCCGCAGCAGGUAAACCCUUAAGCCCAACAAUGUCUUAUCUGUCAGAAAAGAUCGACAAGAAACAGAAAUGGGAUAACUCCGUCGAUGGAAUUAUCAAAGGCUUCAGAAGAGUCGCCACUGGUAAAGUAGCAUCAGCCGUAGCAAGUAUGAAGAAGUAUAUCAAACGAGGCCUCGGUCCUGAAGAUGCCUGGAACAUGUCAUCAGUGCAACUGGUUGCAGCUUCUGAGGCCCACUGCCGAGCAUUCAUCCUAUCUACAUACAGAUCCGAGGUCGACAGGACGACAGGGUCUCUAUCAGAGCCUCUGAGAAGACUGAUGAAUGAGCUGGUGCAACUGUAUGCCAUCUACUGGACCCUGGAGAAACUUGGAGACCUAUUACUGUACACAUCGAUCUCUGAAAAUGAUAUCCGUGAGCUGCAGAGUACAUACGAAGAUUUGCUGGGAAGGAUACGGCCAAAUGCUGUGGGACUCGUAGACGCAUUCGACUUCAGUGAUCAGAUUCUAAACUCCACCCUGGGAGCAUACGACGGUCGCGUGUACGAGCGUCUGAUGGAGGAAGCGCUGAAGAGUCCGCUCAACGCGGAGCCCGUCAACCAGAGCUUCCACAAGUACCUCAAGCCAUUCAUGCAGGGGAAACUGUGAUGAUAGUUUCUGUGAUAACAUUAUUUUUAUGAAGCAUUGUAUCAACUUUGAGAUCAUGUACUAAAUGUAAAUAAGUGGUUUUUGGUGGAAAUAAAUAAAUCAGCAUGUCAUUUUCAAA
Helicoverpa zea (corn earworm) is the source of this 2215-nucleotide messenger RNA. Its product is annotated as probable peroxisomal acyl-coenzyme A oxidase 1. NCBI's taxonomy places the organism in Eukaryota, Metazoa, Arthropoda, Insecta, Lepidoptera, Noctuidae. The record is from RefSeq and is a predicted model, not a curated record. Gene Ontology annotation, biological process: fatty acid beta-oxidation using acyl-CoA oxidase; lipid homeostasis. Bases 97 to 2097 code for a protein of 666 amino acids. Gene Ontology annotation, cellular component: peroxisome. Gene Ontology annotation, molecular function: acyl-CoA oxidase activity; FAD binding; fatty acid binding. The transcript has 13 exons.